Molecule: messenger RNA, 3032 nt
Organism: Clarias gariepinus (North African catfish)
Lineage: Eukaryota; Metazoa; Chordata; Actinopteri; Siluriformes; Clariidae
Gene: ophn1
Product: oligophrenin 1
Exons: 24
Coding region: 349-2742 (797 amino acids)
Biological process (GO): signal transduction
Cellular component (GO): cytoplasm
Molecular function (GO): protein binding; GTPase activator activity
Source: RefSeq, a predicted model, not a curated record
CCAAUUCACCCAGUGUAGGAGAGGAUCACACACACACACACACACACACUCGGUGCAGGUUUAUCUCGGGCUAAGGAGACAGAUCUGACGCUUGUGCACGAGCUCUGCACGGGACAGCAGGGUGAGCGUGCUGGAUUUUACACGCACGCGCGCGCGCACACACACACACACACCCACAUCCGGGAUGUUUACAAACCGAGCUCGCCUUUCUUCCGCGCGUGACCCGUCGGUACCGAGCCAGUCGUGACGUCAUCAGCGCUUUUAUCCUUCAGUGACUAUAUAAUACACAUCAUCUCUCUCUCUCUCUCUCUCUCUCUCUCUCUGUGUGUGUGUGUGUGUGUGCUCGCCAUGGGACACCCUCCGCUCGAGUUCAGUGACUGUUACUCAGACAGUCCGGACUUCAGAGACAGACUCAAGAGUUACGAGCUCGAGCUCGAGAAGACCAGCAAGUUCCUCAAGGACGUCAUUAAGGAUGGACAUAACGUCAUCACCGCCAUCAAAGGCUACUCUCUGGCGGUACAAAAGUUCUCUCAAACCCUGCAGUCGUUUCAGUUCGACUUCAUUGGCGACACGUUAACUGAUGACGAAAUGAACAUCGCUGAGUCGUUCCGAGAGUUCGCUGGUCUGCUUCAGGAAGUGGAGGAGGACAGAAUGAUGCUGGUGCAGAACGCUUGUGAUCUGCUUAUUAAACCUCUGGAGAAGUUUAGAAAAGAUCAAAUUGGUGUAACAAAAGAGCGACGUAAGAAGUUUGAGAAGGAGAGUGAGAAAUAUUACUCUCAACUGGACAAGCACCUGAACCUGUCGUCCAAAAAGAAAGAGACCCAACUACAGGAGGCCGAUGAACAGCUGGAAAAGGAGAAACAGAUGUUCUACGAGUCAUCAGUGGAAUAUGUUUAUCAGAUCCAACAGGUUGAAGACAGGAAGAAGUUUGACAUUGUGGAGCCCGUGUUGGCAUUCCUGCAAAGUAUUCUGACUUUGAAUAAUCUGACAGUGGAGAUGACUCAGGACUUCCUGCCUUACAAACAGGAGCUCCAGCUCAGCCUGCAGAAUACGCGUAAUCACUUUGAGAGCACGCGUGAGGAGAUGGAGGAGCUGAUGAAGAGGAUGAAGCAGCCGAAACCCAAGUUUGUCAGAACACAGCAGCAGCCCACCAUCCAAGGCUACCUCUACAUCCACGAGAAAUGGGCUUUGGGAAUGACCUGGGUGAGGUAUUACUGUAAAUAUCUGAAGAACAAUAAACUCUUAGUGAUGCUGCCGACUGAACAGAAACCUGGAACCAAACAGGGUCCUGUUGAGCUGACUCUAAAAUCAUGUAUUCGACGUAAAAGUGACUCCAUCGAUAAACGCUUCUGCUUCGACAUCGAGACACAGGAGAGGCCGUUGGUGACUCUGCAGGCGAUGUCCGAGUCCAACAGGAAGCAGUGGAUCGAGGCGAUGGACGGAAAAGAGCCUAUUUACUGUUCCCCGAUUCAGAAACAAGCUGAAAUGGAGCUGAACGAGGUCGGGUUCAAGUUCGUGAGGAAGUGCAUCAACGCGGUGGAAGCCAAAGGUCUGGAUCAGGAGGGGGUUUACAGGACCGUCGGCAGCAACAUCCAAGUGCAGAAACUGCUGAACACCUUCUUCGACUCCAAAUGUCCUGGUGACGUGGACUUGAACAGCAAUGAGUGGGACAUCAAAACCAUCACCAGCGCCAUGAAGUUCUAUUUGCGGAGCCUGACUGAGCCACUCAUGACCUACAGCCUGCACAGGGAGCUUAUCAGCGCAGCAAAAUCAGAGAAUCUAGAUUACCGUUUGGGGGCGGUGCACGCUCUGGUGUACAAACUACCAGAACAGAACCGUGAGAUGCUGCGGCUGCUCAUCAAACACCUUGUCAGUGUGUGCAGCCAAAGCAGCGAGAACCUGAUGACGCCGUCCAACAUGGGCGUGAUCUUCGGCCCGACUUUGCUGAGAGCCGAAGAGGAGACGGUGGCGGCCAUGUUGGAUAUUAAAUUCCAGAACAUUGUCAUUGAGAUCCUGAUCGAGGACUACAAAAAGAUCUUCAGCGGCCCUCCCGAGGAAAGCUCCGCCCCUCCUGUUCCGCCCCCGAGGGCGGCGCCGAGAAGACGACAGCCAAUCACCAUCUCCAAAAGGCCUCCGAGGCUUUACUCCAGCCUCCUGCCGCCGGUCUUCGCGAGUCAAGUGCAGCUUAAUGGUGCAGCUUACAACGAUUCCGAUUCUGGAGGGGACGCCACCAGUGUCAGUCCAGUACCACCUCAGAGAAUGAAAUUAACUCCUCCUACUGUGGCACCACCUUCCAUCCCUCCAUCCCGGGUUGCUCCUCAGCGUCAAGCCAUCCCUCCUAAGCCCACCGUCCACCAGGAUUGCUUCUCUGACCCUGAUGUCUCCAAGCUUGUUUCUAGAAUACAGGACACCGGUCAGCACUUGGACAACGGGGACUCAAGAGCAUCAGUGGGCCGGACUCAGUCAUUCCAGACCAGAAAACCUCAGCAGCGGGUCAUUACAGCAACCAGAGAUGCCGAGAGCGAUGGGAUUAAGAGUCGCCCUGCUGCUGAGAAAAGUUCCAUCUGUCGGCCCCCGACACGUCCUCCGGACCCGCCUUCGCGAUGUCCGGCCAAUCAGAAAACGCAGAACGACACGCCAGCAUCGUAUGUUGCUUCCAAAACCAAGUUUUUUGAAAAUGCAUCGAGACAGACUGGAAGCUCUUCAUCCAAUUCAUCAGCGAGCAGUGAUUUGCCGAGAUGAGACAUGACUUCAUUCACUCUUUAAUCUCAUUUAAAGAUCUCUAAACAGGAAACUCAGAAGCUACGACUUUAUUUUUUAUUAUCGUUGUUAUUAUUAUUAUUGUUGUUGUUGUUACUACAUUUCAGUCAGUGUGAUGCAUGACACCUUUCCUUUUGUCUUUGUUACUAACAUGUUGAAGUUUACUGAAUGUUUUCAUCACACUUUUAAAACACACCUCUCCACUACAAACCCAGACUUUUAAUGGGUUUACAUCUCUCUCUUUCUUUUUAUUAUUAAAUAUUACAACAAGA